CUGCCAUGAUCACCUAGCACCGGGCGUGCUGGCGAAGCUCCCUGCAACUCCUCAUGGAGGGUGACUUGGGAGCCCCCAACGCCAGCGUGCUGGGGGAGCGCUCGCUGCUGGUGGGGAGCAGCUGGGUGGCUGCUUUCCUCUGCUUCAUCAUCCUGCUGACCGCGGCGGGGAACUUCCUCCUCAUCCUCCUCAUCGUCACCCAGCGCUCCCUCCGCAACACCUCCAACUACUUCCUGGUGUCGCUCUUCAUGUCCGACCUGAUGGUGGGGCUGGUGGUGAUGCCCCCGGCCAUGCUGAACCAGCUCUACGGGCGCUGGGUGCUGCGCAGUGACUUCUGCUCGCUCUGGUACUCCUUCGAUGUCAUGUGCUGCAGCGCCUCCAUCCUCAACCUCUGCAUCAUCAGCCUGGACCGGUACCUGCUCAUCAUCUCCCCGCUCAAGUACAAGCUGCGCAUGACCUCCUGCAGGGCCCUCUGGCUCAUCCUGGCUACCUGGACCUUGGCCGCGCUGGCCUCCUUCCUGCCCAUCAAGAUGGGGUGGCACGAGCUGGACUUCGAGGUCCGGUCCCCAAACGUCACCUCCCGCGGGGAUGAGGACCAGUGCCGGCUGCUGGUCAGCCUGCCCUACGCCCUGGUGGCCUCCUGCCUGACCUUCUUCCUCCCCUCCACCGCCAUCUCCUUCACCUACUGCCGCAUCCUCCUGGCGGCCCGCAAGCAGGCCGUGCAGGUGGCCUCCCUCGCCUCCAACGUGGCCACCGCCACCGCCGAGGAGGCCACGGCACAGGCUCCCCGCGCCCCGAGCCAGCCCGCGGCCGGCAGCGAGAGCAGGAGGUUCACCAGCAAGCACAGCAAGAAGGCGCUGAAGGCCAGCCUGACGCUGGGCAUCCUCCUGGGCAUGUUCUUCGUGGCCUGGCUGCCCUUCUUCGUCACCAACGUGACGCAGGCAGUGUGUGGCUGCGUUCCAGCCGGCUUCUUCGACGUCCUCACCUGGCUCGGGUACUGCAACAGCACCAUGAACCCCAUCAUCUACCCGCUCUUCAUGAGGGACUUCAAGAGGGCCAUGGGCAAGUACCUGCCGUGCUGCCGGCGCCCCGGGGAGCCGCGGCCCAGCGCCAUCUCCCUCUCCAUGAGGAACUCCAACAGCGGGGCCCGCGCCGCCACGUCCCUCAGGAACGUGCUCACGCUGCAGGCUGACACCGACUCGGGGGUGCUGGGCAACGAGCACAGCCUGCUCCCGGCCCCCAUGGGCAGCCUCGGCGCGGAGCCCCCCGACACGGAGCUGCAGCCCCGGCAGCUCAGCACCCCCCUGGCCUGAGAGGGGGUCCCGGAGCUCCGAGUGCUGGGAAGGAUCCGUGCCGAGCCCCGUUUCACCGCCCAACGGACCUGCCUUGUUCUCCUCUCCUCCCAUCCUGCCUCUGCUCGCCGUCACCAAGCGCUUGUCCCUCUCCAAGAGAUGCUCCUUGGGGCCUUUUCUGGUCACUUGGAACCUUGGGCACCACAUCUUCCACAGCCAACAUCUCCCCGGAGUUAAACCAAGGCCUGGCUUUCAUCUCCCACUCCCACAGCUCGGUGGGUCACCAAAUGCACUGAGAGCAAUGGGGGAAACAGCGUCCCAUGACCCACGGGCAAGAGG
Pezoporus flaviventris is the source of this 1631-nucleotide messenger RNA. RefSeq names its product 5-hydroxytryptamine receptor 6 (gene HTR6). Gene Ontology annotation, cellular component: dendrite; membrane. The transcript is spliced from 3 exons. NCBI's taxonomy places the organism in Eukaryota, Metazoa, Chordata, Aves, Psittaciformes, Psittacidae. Gene Ontology annotation, biological process: G protein-coupled receptor signaling pathway, coupled to cyclic nucleotide second messenger; chemical synaptic transmission. The coding region runs from base 54 to 1313 and encodes 419 amino acids. The record is from RefSeq and is a predicted model, not a curated record. Gene Ontology annotation, molecular function: G protein-coupled serotonin receptor activity; neurotransmitter receptor activity.